UCAUCAUCAUCAUCAGCAUCAUCGUCACCAUGAAGGUGCCCGGUGUGUGUCUCACACUCUGCAGCCUUCUGACCCUGAGUCGAGCCGUCCCGCUCAACUCCACCAACCUGCUCCCCAAGCACGCGGGCCUCUGCGAGUACGCCAGGCUGCAGUGUUACCACGACGGCAUCGGCGCGUUCUGCCCCACGUGCGACACCAACGGGAACUUCCUCCCGCAGCAGUGCUGGCCGUCGAGCGGCUACUGCUGGUGCGUGGACGUCCUGAGCGGAGAGGAGAUCCCGAACACGCAGAGCCCGCUGGGAAGCGUACAUCACUGCAGCAGUGAAUAUUACUGCCCCAAAGGCUGGACCUACUUUGGAAAAAAGUGUUUCACCUUCAUCGACAGCCCGAAGACGUGGGCCGAAGCCGAGAUUUACUGUCUGUUUGAAGGAGCCAACCUGGCGUCAAUCCACUGUUAUGAGGAGAGUCACUUUGUCAUGUCUUUGACCAGAGGAGACACCAACAGCUUCCCCCAAACCUGGAUCGGUGGCUUCAGUGCCAUACAUCCCGGUUUUUGGAUGUGGAGUGACGGCUCCAAGUUUCACUAUGAAAACUGGCACCAUGACCACAGCUCUGAUGGUCCAGACAAGGCCUGCCUGAAGAUCAAUUAUAAAUAUGACUUGAAGUGGUACUACGAAUCCUGUACCGAGUCUCUCCCUUUUGUUUGUUCCAAGAAGAUAUGAUCUCAGACCUGACGAUCAAAAAUCCAGUUCAGGUCACACGUGCUCUACCUAACAGUUUGAGUUCUAUUCCUCUCGGAAAUGUUUCCUUUCUUGCUUGUUUUUGUUGAAUAUGAUCGAUAGGUUUUAUACACACAGCUUUUAGCGGGUUAGUGUGAAUAUCUGGGUCAGCUUGACCUGCUUUUGUAUAACGUAUAAACAAUCCUGCAAGAAUUGUAAGAAAUACAUUAUUAUAUCAAUAAAUAAUUGCACAACAUUUUAACUGGGAUAUAGUGAAAGUUUGUGUCACAAAAAAAGGAA
This is a messenger RNA of Seriola dumerili (greater amberjack), 1019 nucleotides long. Its product is annotated as ladderlectin-like. The record is from RefSeq and is a predicted model, not a curated record. Gene Ontology annotation, molecular function: signaling receptor activity. Lineage: Eukaryota; Metazoa; Chordata; Actinopteri; Carangiformes; Carangidae. Bases 30 to 722 code for a protein of 230 amino acids. The transcript is spliced from 5 exons.